AUGCUGGAACCCAAAAGCGUCUCCUGCUGUCUUCGGCUGUGCCUGGGCUGGGUGGGAGCUGUUGGAGGUGCAGUGGGAGUCCCUGUAACUGUAGUGCUCGCACUGCGGACGCAAUUUACCAUGUUCCUGUUCAUGCUACUCACACUGGACGCCCACCUCAAACUUCACUUGGCAGAGAGGUAUUCUUCAGUGGUGACACGUCAGCGAGCUCUGUGUGUGGUGCUGCUGUGCUGGGUCGGUUCUAUUCUCUGCUCCUUUGCCCAGUUUAUAGGCUCAGAUAUCCUUAACACCUGGAGUAGUGGCAGGACUGGACCAGAUACUGCUGGCCAUGAUGUGAGUGGCAACUGGACCACCUCUUCACCCCAUCUUUUCUUGUCAGCAGCCCCCAAGUACCAACACGACCGCAAGGUGAUUGGGCAGUACCUUCCAUACGGAGGCUUUUUGUCAAAGUUCUAUGUGGAGGACAUGCGCAACUUCACCUACGCUGAGAUUCACAGUAGUCACUCCGGUGUGUGCGCCACUGACAAUGUUAUCUCUCCCCAGUUUCAAGUCUAUGUUCACGGAGUGACAAUGUUCAUCCUGCCCUUGCUUUUGUUGCUGGCCCUUUACCUUAACCUGCUAUGCAUGAAACCAAGAAAGACACCUUUUGGUGAAGCACACCCUCUAAAACACGCCUCCCACCCGUUCCGUUCUCUUACCCUCUCCCUUACACUGUUGGUUCUGCUUUGCCUACCACUUUUUGUCAUCCAUACUCUUUUCCUUUUCACCCCUAAUAUCCAUCUCCCAGUCUGGGCCCAUGGACUUGCCUCCUUCCUUUUCCAACUGUACAGUGUUGUGCCAUCGGUCCUCUUCACCCCUCCCAGGAGACAAAUGGCGCAGGAACGGGCAUCUUUUCCUUUUGUUGUUCCUUACCUCCAGUCUGCAGUCAUCCAUUCCAGAGGAAAAUCUGUCCGCAUGGCACUGCGUGAGGCAGUGCAAGCAGCUCCUUGGUCCUCGGCCAAACACUCCCUUAAAGCCAAAGUGUGCCCAGAGGUCUGA
This is a messenger RNA of Menidia menidia (Atlantic silverside), 1038 nucleotides long. NCBI's taxonomy places the organism in Eukaryota, Metazoa, Chordata, Actinopteri, Atheriniformes, Atherinopsidae. The record is from the annotation of a GenBank genome assembly.